This is a messenger RNA of Mus musculus (house mouse), 2775 nucleotides long. Its product is annotated as predicted gene, 35588. Bases 196 to 1386 code for a protein of 396 amino acids. The record is from RefSeq and is marked validated. The transcript has 5 exons. NCBI's taxonomy places the organism in Eukaryota, Metazoa, Chordata, Mammalia, Rodentia, Muridae.
GUUGGUGGUUCAAUGCUGUAGCUGAGGAGGCUUGAGCGGUUUGUGUGUCCUGCUCUGUGUGCUACUGCUGGGUGCCGUGAGGGGAAUUCAGGCGAGCUCUGAACCCGUGACAUGGUCACUCAGUGAGUGUUCUUCUUGGAGUUGACCUGAAUUCAGAUAGCAACUCUCAAGUGAGGAGGCUCACAAACACCUGCUAUGCCAAAUCCACAGGAUCCGACAACUUCUCUGGAUGCAUUGACCUUUGAUGAUGUGCAUGUACACUUCACUCAAGAGGAGUGGUCCUUGCUGGAUCCAUCUCAGAAGAGACUUUACAAAGAUGUAAUGCUGGAGACCUACAGGAACUUCAUUGCUAUAGGAUACAAUUGGGAAGACCAUAAUAUUGAAGAGCAUUGUCAAAGUGAUAAAAGAUAUAGAAGGCACGAAAGAAAUCCUGCUGGAGAGAACCAGUAUGAAUACAUACUGUGUGAUAAAGCCUUCACAUACCAUAGUCAUCUUCAAAAGCAUGAAGGAAUUCAAACUCAAGAGAAACCCUCUGAAGGCUUUCAACAUAGUGAAGUCCUUGCAUGUCAUAGUAGUCUCCAAAUACAUAAAAGAACAGAUACUGGAGAGAAACCCUACAAAUGUAAUCAAUGUGAUAAAUCCUUUUCACAGCUCAGGUAUCUUCGAGUUCAUGAAAGAACACAUACUGGAGAGAAACCCUAUGUAUGUAAUCAAUGUGGUAAAACUUUUGCACAUCACUGUACUUUACACUUGCAUAGAAGAACACAUACUGGAGAGAAACCUUAUGAAUGUAAUCAAUGUGGCAAAGCCUUUGCAAAAAACAGUUAUCUUCAAACACAUAAAGUAAUACAUACUGGAGAGAAACCCUUCAAAUGUAAUCAAUGUGAUAAAGCCUAUUCACAACAGAGUCAUCUCCUAAUACAUAAAAGAACACAUACUGGAGAGAAACCCUAUAAAUGUAGUCAGUGUGGUAAAUCAUUUGUAUCUCACAGUCAUCUUCAAGCUCAUGAAAGAAUUCAUACCGGAGAGAAACCUUACAAGUGUAAUCAAUGUGACAAAGCCUUUUCACAACACCCUAGUCUCCAAAUGCAUAAAAGAACACAUACUGGAGAGAAACCCUACAAAUGCAAUCAAUGUGAUAAGGCCUUUGCACAAAACAGUAGUCUCCAAAUGCAUACAAGAACACAUACUGGAGAGAAACCUUAUGAAUGUCAUCAAUGUGGUAAAGCCUUUUCACGUCACAGUAGUCUCCAAACCCAUAAAAGGCACCAUACAGGAGAGAAGCCCUAUGAAUGUAAUCACUGUGGUGAAGUCUUUGCAUAUCUCAGUAGUCUCCAGUACCACAAAAGGAAUCAUCUGGGAGAGGAACCCUAUCCAGUUCUUUAACAUGGUAAGGCCUUUGUGGAUUUCUGUAGCCUUCAUCAUGAAGUAUUCAUACUGCAGAGAAACCAUAUGAAUGGAAGAAAUGUGGUAAAGCUUUUGUACAUCACAGUUAUCUCUUAAUGUAGAAAAAACCAGAUAUUAGAAAUUGUUAUUUGAAGUGUUAUCAAAGUGGUUCCAUAGCAGGAUUUAAUCUGGCAGUUUGGGAGAGUAAGCUAAGUUUGUAUUUGCCAGAACUGGAAAAGUGCCAAACAAGUCAAUUCUACAAAAAAACCACCCCUCAUGGGCAGCCAAUCAGGAGCUUUAGAAGCCACCCACCUAGCUUGAACCAUAUAUAGUUAAUUAUCAAAAAUUCCCCAAACCCCCCAGAGCCUUAGCCAAUCACAGAGGCACCAUACCCCUCAAGAUAGAACCAACCAAUCAAGAGAAAGAAAGGUAAAAGCCACCCACUCCUAACCUAACAGUUUUUAAAUUGACCCUGAAAAGCCCACAUCUCUGUCUUCCAUCCUGGUAUAUGGAUAACAAUACAGUUAUGUCUGAAUGCAUAAAAGUAGAUAGACUGGAGAGAAACUCUAUGAAUGUAAUCAGUGUGGUAUAGCCUUUGCAUAACAUGAUCAUCUUUGAAUACAUAAAAAACAUACUGUCGUGAAAUUCUAUGAACGUAAUCAGUGUGAUAAAGCUUUUGCAUAUCACAUUCAUCUUCAAAGCCAUGAAAGGAUUUAUACUAAAAAGAAGCACUAUGAAGGUAUUAAAUAUUAUGAAGUCUUUGCACAUCCCAGUUAUGACUGAAUACAGAAAAGAACACAUGCUGGAGCGGAAAAUUAGGAAUGUAUUCAGUGUGGUAAAGACUUUGCAUAUCAUAGUCAUCUUUGGAUAUAUAAAAGAACACAUACUGGAGAGAAACCCUACAAAUAUAAUCAAUGAGAUAGAGCCUUUAAACAGCACAGUCAUCUUCAAAGGCAUGAAAGAAAGUCAUGCUGGAGAGAAACUCUAUGAAUGUCUCAAAUAUGUUGAAGCCUUUGCACAUUUUUGUAAUCAUCAUCGUGAUAGUAUUCAUACUGGAGAGAAAUCCUAUGAAUGCAAGAAAUGUGGUAAACCUUUUGUACAUAAUAGGAGUCAUUGAAUGCAAAACAUCAACUGUAGAGAAACCUUAUACAUGGACUCACUGUGGUAAAGACUGUGCACAUCAUAGUAGUCUCCUAAUACAUAAAAGAACACAUUCUGGAGAGAGACCCUAUGAAUGUAAUCAGUGUGGUAUAGCCUUUGCAUGUAGCAUCAGUUUUUCAUGAGAAAAAAAAAAUCAUACUGCAGAGAAGCCCUAUAAAUGUGUUAAAGUUUUACAUUUCAGUGUAGUCUUUUUUUUUAUUGAAGUAAUAAAAUUUAUUUUAAAAUAAA